Siniperca chuatsi (mandarin fish) is the source of this 3488-nucleotide messenger RNA. RefSeq lists its product as uncharacterized. Lineage: Eukaryota; Metazoa; Chordata; Actinopteri; Centrarchiformes; Sinipercidae. The record is from RefSeq and is a predicted model, not a curated record. The transcript is spliced from 4 exons. The coding region runs from base 345 to 1052 and encodes 235 amino acids.
ACGGGCGUCUUGUGGUCUGAGCAGUGGGUCUGACAUCUGGUCGGCCUCUUGUGGUGUUGAGGGAGGGUUGAAGCGUUCAGAGCUUCACUUCCUGUUUUCUCAUCAUAAAUAUUUAAGAAGUAAAGUGCUCCUACAGCUCUAAGUAUAACCUGAACAUCUGCAAUUUAAUUUCCGGUUGUUGAGCGUCUGAUGAAACUUGGUAUUUGCGUUUUAGAUCAUCAGAUCUUACAUACAACACAGUCACCUUAAAUAGGAAGUGAAGAGCACUUUGCUCAGCGUGACGGGAGAAGCAGUAUCAGAUCCGAGCAGCGCCGGGUUUCAGACUGUUGGUGCUGCACCUGAUCAUGGAUCUGCUUUGGAUGAUCCUCCCGGUGUUUCUGGGGUGUGCUGAGGCCGAGAACCCGACUCAGGUCAAGGCGGAGCUGGGUCAAAACGUCACCUUAAACUGCUCUUUGAACAUUUCAAACAUCUUCUGGUUCAUGGAGAUCCACAGCCAGUUCAUAGGAUGCAUCGUCCGCACCUUUAGUACGAAUCCCACUGACAACAAGUAUUUCGUUUACCCUGUGAUGACCAAAUAUAUAGCCAUGGGAAACAGACUGGUGAUCACAAACAUCACAGCAGAGGAUUUCAGGCUUUACUUCUGUUCAAAGACGCCAGACAACAACAAGUUUAAAGACGGCAUCCGCCUCGUCUCAGACGUCCCUAUCCCGCCGUCCACCAACGACUCUAAAGCAAACCACCCAGACAUCUUGUCAGCACCCCUAGUCACAUACGGCUCACUCGCCCUGAACGUCCUCCUCUUAGUAGUAAUAGGGUUCGUUUUUACAUCUCCGUGUUUGAAGAGGAAGGACUGCAGCUCCCAGGUGAAUGAGCCUUCACCUUUCACCUGUGAGAACCCAGAGACGCUGGAGACAGUCCAGCACUCCUGCUGUGUGUACAAGGAGAUCCAGCUCCCCACCUUCAGAGCCCCCCCAGCCAGCUGCCUCUCACCAGAGCUUCCUCGAUCCACGCUGCCUCGACAGCGACACCUGAGACACCUGGACGGUUACUGAACACCUGGACACAUGGACUGUACCUGGACUCUUGUCCACUCAACAGCUUUAUGUAUAUUUGACAUUUAGACUGAUUCGAGAAGUGAGGGGACUUGUGCUCCACUACCUCAGAGCAACAAUCUGUUGGACAUCUGGAUGGAUGAAAAUAUAUUCUGUCCGUUGAAUUAUAAUAAAGAUUUUUAACUUGUUUCCCAAAACAAAGACACCGGCUACCUGAAUAAGAAACAGAGUCGUAACUUGGGAAACAGCUUAAAAGCGUUUAUUAUAAUUCAGUGGACAGAAUCAUUUUUGAUUGAUUUUCUUCAAGAUUUUUAAGACUCUGGAAAGAGAGGCACAAAUUGUGGCUAAUCUUAACAAAGUAGUUUUAGUUGCCUGAACUUGUGCAAACCUUAACCAUCGCGGUGCCUACGACCUAUUUUGUUGUUCUUCGAACUUGUUGAAUUCAUGUGAAUAAAUCAAGACGCAAAUUUGCUUCACAUCCAGAACAAACAUUCUGCAGGUUCACCAAGUUCACCAGCAGCCAAGAGACAAGAUGUAACACCUUUGUUCAAUUCAUUUAAGACUUUUUAUUACCUUCUAAGGACUUUUAAAGACUUUUGAUGACCUGCAGAUCUCAUACAUUAAGACAGGAUAUCAGAGUGCAGACUGGCGGUUUUAAGGUCCAAACUUAAAACUAAAGGUGUUGCUGUCUGCUGUCUGUCAGACUUUAGUUUGAAAGGUAUUGCAGAAGUUCUGGUAUCUGACUUUUAUAGACAACAAACAACAAACCCAGAGGAGACAGGCGUCUUGUGGUCUGAGCAGUGUGUCUGACAUCUGGUCGGCCUCUUGUGGUUUUGAGGGAGGGUUGAAGCGUUCAGAGCUUCACUUCCUGUUUUCUCGUCAUAAAUAUUUAAGAAGUACUCCCACAACUCUAAGUAUCCCUGUCAUGGAUCACCUGAAUAUCUGGGAGGGAGCAGCCUUAACUUCCGGUUGUUGAGCGUCUGAUGAAAUUUGGAAUUUGGCGUUUAGAUUACCAGACGUGACAUGCACCGCGUAUCACCUCGUGAAAUAGGAAGUGAAGAACACUUAUCUCACCAUGAAGGAAGAAAAAGUUUCUGAUAAGAGCCCAUUUUCACCAAACCUUAACCAUCGCGGUGACAACAACCUUUUUUGUUGUUCUUCGAACUUGUUGAAAAAGCAAGAUGAAAAUUUGCUUCACAUCCAGAACAAACAUUACAGGGUUUCUGCAGGUUCACCAAGUUAAAUGUAAGACUUUUUAAGAGCUUUUUAAUACCACAUAGAAUGCAAUGCAAUGCCUGUUUCACAGUCUAACCGGUUAUUAAUAAGUAUGAACUUGAAUUAAUUUAAUCAUUGAUUCAUUUAAUCAUUGAAGUUUUUGUUAAAAUCCUGACUUGUACAUUAUAAGAUGAUGAGCUUACUAGCUGCUGCAGUGAUAGUGUUUGACUGAAACUCCAACAAUCGCUCUGUUAGUUUAGAGGUGUAACGUCUCCUGACAGCCUGCAGUCACAUACAGAAACAUUUUCUAGCUAACGUUACAGCCUACUGCAAGAGACAAGAUGUAACACCUUUGUUCAUUACAUUUAAGACGUUUUAAUACCUUCUAAGGACUUUCUGUAGGAAGCUCAGUACUUUUAAAGACUUUUGAUGACCUGCAGAUCCCACACAUUAAUACCUUUUUUAAGGCUUUUUUUGUUUGGAGGAAACUAAAUUCAAGCUUUUUAAGACCUUUUGAAGGCCUGCAGUUAAGACAAAAAAACUAAAGGCAUUGAUUCUCCUGCUGUCUGUGAAAUUUCAGUUUGAAAGCUGUUGCAGAAAUGUCAAAGGCCCCUGAAAAUGUUGUACAAACAAUGCAUUUUUGCAUUUUAACAUGCUAAAGAGGAGUGCUACAAGUGUUCUACCAGGUUGAGUACAAUAAAUGUUUCACCGAGAUACCAGAGCUCAAAAUGUGCUCUACCAAACAGUUGAGAAGACCAUUAAAAGGUUAAGAAAACGUUUCAGUUACACAUUUAUCCUUGUGCUAAACUUUAAGACGGCCUCAGAUCUGAGUCUACAAUGAGUCACAGUUGCCAUAAAAUAUUUCCUGUAAGUGCUGCUUAGUUGGCAACAUUUUGGACCUCCCAUGUACUCAAGUGUCUAAAGUUGUCCGUGGCCUGACCUUCAACUUCAGCUUUUCAACUGGUAAUGUAACAUUGUGACCACGGCUUGGGCCUGAUUUCACAAAAAUCAUUAAUCGCAAUUAUUAAACUAAACAUCCUUAACUUUCCCAAAUAACAAGCCGAAAUGUAACUAAAUACAGCAGGUGUGGUGUUUAAAGGAUUAACAGGACUUUGUAGGACUCCUCUCAGCUCUUUGCCUUCAUGUUAGCUUUUGAUUACUUUUGAGUUUUACUCCACUGACUGUGUGUACAGUACAAUAAAGUUCUCAUUUUGACUGGUA